This is a messenger RNA of Aspergillus caelatus, 246 nucleotides long. RefSeq lists its product as uncharacterized. The transcript is spliced from 2 exons. The record is from RefSeq and is a predicted model, not a curated record. Lineage: Eukaryota; Fungi; Ascomycota; Eurotiomycetes; Eurotiales; Aspergillaceae. Bases 1 to 246 code for a protein of 81 amino acids.
AUGACAGUUCCUCAAGGAGGAUGUGCUAUUAGUGAAUAUCUGUUGAUAGCCGACUUGGUUGUUUUACUAGCCCAGUGCGAAGCAAGCCUUUACAUCCUUCGCUCAGCUAUACCGUACAACAAGAUAUGGGCACAUAUGAAUGAAUACCAGACUCCUUCUGCUCUCCAGCGACAAGUUCGGCUUCCAAAGGCCCAUCCCUGGGUUGGCCUCGAAAGAUUACUCGUCGACAUCUUCGUCACCAACUAG